Messenger RNA from Callorhinus ursinus (northern fur seal), 2899 nucleotides. RefSeq names its product gamma-aminobutyric acid type A receptor subunit pi (gene GABRP). Gene Ontology annotation, cellular component: membrane. Gene Ontology annotation, molecular function: extracellular ligand-gated monoatomic ion channel activity; GABA-A receptor activity. NCBI's taxonomy places the organism in Eukaryota, Metazoa, Chordata, Mammalia, Carnivora, Otariidae. The record is from RefSeq and is a predicted model, not a curated record. Gene Ontology annotation, biological process: monoatomic ion transmembrane transport.
GCCUUCCCCAUGAGGAGAGCCACUCCAUCGGAGAGUGGCCGUGUGUGUGUGCAUCCAGGAGGGCAGGGCUGAGGAUGAGGAGAUUCUCAGGGACCCAGAAGACCAUGUUCUGCCCAAAUGCCCAGCCUGAAGGCCUGAAGGUCAUGCCGUAAGAGAGCGUCGGCGGCAUCCUGGCGAUUUCUGCUUUGGUCCCUCUCUGUGUGAGCACCUCAUCAACAUGAAAUACAGUCUCCAUUUGACCUUCAUGUGUCUGAGUCUCUUCACUCCAAGGAUAUGUAUCCAGGGGAAUCAGUUCAACAUCGAGGCCAGCAGAAGUGACAAGCUCUCCCUGCCUGGCUUUGAGAAUCUCACAGCAGGAUAUAACAAAUUUCUCAGGCCCAAUUUUGGCGGAGAACCAGUUCAGAUAGCACUGACUCUGGACAUUGCAAGUAUUUCUAGUAUUUCAGAGAGUAACAUGGACUACACGGCCACCAUAUACCUCAGACAGCGCUGGACGGACCAGCGGCUGGUUUUUGAAGGCAACAAGAGCUUCACUCUGGAUGCACGCCUCGUGGAGUUCCUCUGGGUGCCAGACACUUACAUUGUGGAAUCCAAGAAGUCCUUCCUCCACGAAGUCACUGUGGGAAACAGGCUCAUCCGCCUCUUCUCCAAUGGCACAGUCCUAUAUGCUCUCAGAAUCACAACGACUGUUGCGUGUAACAUGGACCUGUCGAAAUACCCCAUGGACACACAGACAUGCAAGUUGCAACUGGAAAGCUGGGGCUAUGAUGGAAACGACGUGGAGUUCAGCUGGCUGAGAGGGAAUGACUCUGUACGUGGGCUGGAAAACCUGCGGCUUGCUCAGUACACCAUACAACGGUAUUUCACCUUAGUCACCAGGUCGCAACAGGAAACAGGAAAUUAUACACGACUGGUCUUGCAAUUUGAGCUUCGGAGAAAUGUCCUGUAUUUCAUUUUGGAAACCUAUGUUCCUUCCACUUUUCUGGUGGUGCUAUCUUGGGUUUCGUUUUGGAUUUCCCUCGAUUCAGUUCCUGCAAGAACCUGCAUUGGAGUGACCACCGUCUUGUCAAUGACAACACUGAUGAUUGGGUCCCGCACUUCUCUUCCCAAUACCAACUGUUUCAUAAAGGCCAUCGAUGUGUACCUGGGGAUCUGCUUUAGCUUCGUGUUUGGGGCCCUGUUGGAAUACGCAGUUGCCCACUACAGCUCCUUACAGCAGAUGGCAGCCAAAGAUAGGGGGAUGGCAAAGGAAGUGGAAGAAGUCAAUAUUACUAACAUCAUCAACAGUUCCAUCUCCAGCUUUAAACGGAAGAUCAGCUUUGCCAGCAUUGAAAUUUCCGGGGAUAAUGUCGACUAUAGUGACUUGACAAUGAAAACCAGUGACAAGUUCAAGUUUGUCUUCCGAGAUAAGAUGGGCAGAAUUGUUGAUUAUUUCACAAUUCAAAACCCUAGUAAUGUUGAUCGAUAUUCCAAAUUACUAUUUCCUUUGAUUUUUAUGCUAGCCAAUGUAUUUUACUGGGCGUACUACAUGUACUUUUGAGAGUACGUUGAAUUGUUUGCAUGUCAUGGUUCUUCAACAGAACAAGGAAAUGAUGUAAAUGGUAUUCUAAGCCAAGGGUGUGCGCUAACCCAAUAGUACUACAAGUGACUAAAAUAACAUUUGAGCAUUCCUCCUCAAAGUAUAUUCCCCCAACCAUUAUUUAAGCUGUGUAGAAGUCCGAGUCUUGUAAUAGAAACAUCAACUCAUUCCCUUUUUAUCUUUACCAAAGACAUCCCCAUGGACCCUAAGAUUACAAACCUACUCAGAGUUGACUAUUUGCUCAGUGGCUCCCUGGUCUGCAUUUACCUCAUAUAAAAAAUGAAAAGGAAGUUAUUAUAUGUAUUGAGUAACCCUCAAGUGUCAGUGGUUGUUUCUAAAUUAAUCAUACAUGCUAUUUACUAAAUCUCUACAGUGCUUGUAAAAUGCAUUGUUACCUAUUUAAGGAGUAACAUUUUCUAGUUUUUGUUUUUGAUUAAAAUGAAAUGUGGGCCUAAGUCAAUUCACUGGAAGUCACUGCACUAACUCAAUACUAAGAUGAGUUUUUAAUACAGUAUUUAAUACCACAGCAGAAUUGUCCCCAAAUUCCAAUAAGUUCCACCACUGAAAAAUCAAAUGUAAAUGAACAAAACAUUAAUGGAUCAACAAUCUCAAACAUAAAUUUGUUUCUAAGAUAUAAUGCAUUUCCCUGAAUCCAAACUGAAAGGGCUCUGGGGCUUUAUUCCCCCUUGAUAUGUCUUAUUUUACCACUAUACGUAUUCCAGUCCUCAACAAUGCGAAAGCCCUUUCCCCACAUCAGGGAUAGAAAUGGAAGAUUUUUUUAAAAGCUGAUUCUAAGGAGUCUUGCUUUGAACUGUUGCCAUCAAUACUUGCAGAACCGAGUCCAUUUCUAUCUGCUUCUCUGACACUGAGCACCACUUUCCCAGCAGCAGAUCUCCUGCAUCUUUCCAAGAGGAGCCCUUAUUCCUAUGCUCUAGUGACCAGGGCCGAUGCUUAUUAGAUCAUGAACUGCAUUACCCAGAAACAAGUGGCUUAGAACAAGUAAGCUUGGCCUUGCUCGGAACCCCGAUCCUUCUAGCUGGAUUACUUGGAGUAGCUUAUCCUGCAUGAGUAGGAGAAUGUUGGUUCUGAGUCCUGAACUUCCUGAGUAACAGCGGGACUUGUUCCAGAACCUACGUGCAGGCUGCAGAUGAGCUAUCUUUUCCAAGUCCAGCCACUCUCACUUUAACACAAGAAGCACAUUAUGUGCAUCCUUGCUCCUUGGUUAAGCUUAGCCGACAGCAUUUUUAAGUGGAGAUUUGCCAGGGUGUCAUGAUAAAGGCUUUAGUUCUGCCUCAAUCUUCAUUAAAAGAAUCUUGCCUU